Molecule: messenger RNA, 1071 nt
Organism: Haemonchus placei
Lineage: Eukaryota; Metazoa; Nematoda; Chromadorea; Rhabditida; Trichostrongylidae
Source: the annotation of a GenBank genome assembly
AUGGGGCGGGCUCUCGGCCGCGGCAUCGAGCCAAUCGAGGUCCCGCAGCGAACAUUGGCAAAAGCUGGCAAAAUGCCACGAAUUGGACCGGUGGAUUUAAAUGGAUUCGUGUUUGUGCGUGUGAGACAUCUUUCGAAUGCACUUGACAGUAUUUUGUCCGCUACAGAGCAUUUAUCUAUUGACUCUGGAGAUGUAAACAACACAACUGAUCCAGAUAAUGAAAGGGAACACGUAACUAUCCAGAGCUCAUGUGUUCUCGCCCAAAACGUAGAUCUUCUAUUGGCAGAUGCUUCUGCUUUGACUUUUUUCAUACAGUUCCUAGAAUACUACGGUGGGGUGCAAAGUGGCAACUGGUUUUGCUACCACUGUGCUGUCAUAAUUCUUGUUGCGCCUUGGAAUGUGCAGCCAUGGUGGUACUUUUCCAUGCAAGCGCUUAGCCCUAUUGAAAUAGGAGAUACUGCUCGUAGAAAAAUGGAAUCGGAGAUUUGUUCUGACGAUGGACGUCCAUUGCGGUCCUCAUUUCAUAUAGCGAAGCGGAACUGCUCUCUACGGAUUCAUGAUAGGUAUCUUGAGAAUUUCGUCAAGUCUCCGGCGUAUCAAGAGUUCUUGAAGGAAUUAGAAGCUGAAAUACAAUACACGCGUUUUUCUUCUCUGUUCUUUUUCAAAUUAGAAAAACCUGGAGGAUGUGUUGACUUGCAGGUUGAAUUGCCUCGUUCUAAUCGUGCCGUGAAGUGCGGAUCUUCAUCAUCGGACACGCAGGCAUUACUUUUCAAUCAGCAUUUCGAUGUUCCUGAUUUUAAGAGCACGCCACCUUCGAGAUCAUCUCAGCCUUCGCCUCUACUCGUAAGACGUAACAGAAGUCUCAACCUUGCCGAGAUUGAUUGUAUGGGUCAGUACCGGGUUCUCUAUGACGAUUCGCUUGCACAGGAUAACACAACGCCAUCAAAGAUUCGACAGAAGCUGCGUAAAUAUUUGGAUAAGUCCACUGUCAGAGAAGAAGAGAUCGCAGUCGAAGUUGCUCGAACAAUUAUAGCGGAUGUGCACAGUAUGGUAGAGGCCGGCAAACGAUGA